UUGGGGUGCACGCGCGUGGCAGCAGGAUUUAUACAACAACCCUAGUGCGUGCAAUGACACAGAAACCACGUGCUUCCAAACGCCGCCUACUCCGCUUCGGAAUGGCGCACGUCUGUGAUCGAGCUGCCAUCGGCGAUGACGAUCGUCGCUGCGAAUUUUGCAGCAAACUAUUAAUACAGAGGAAGAACAUGCUGCAACACAUCAGGAACGUUCACAAAAUGGCCGUGGAUGUCAAGAAAUUGAUGAAAUGCGACGUAUGUGGCACUUCCCUGCCUACAAUGGAGAAGUAUUCGGUGCACCAGAUCGCUGCGCACAACUUCGAGGCUGACUACGUGCACUUGGUGUUCCGGAACAAUAAGGAAUUUCAUGAAUGGAAAGCAGAAGAAGAGGGUAGCCAAAACUGCUGGCUCAUUUUGCCCAGGGACCCCAAAAAGCUGGCUAGUGGAGAGACAAGGAUCCACUAUUACUGUAAUAGAUCAGGUGAGGCAAGGAAAAAGGAAGGUCAUAGUGACCGUCGGGAGAAAAGUCAGGGGAGCUGUAGGGCUGGUAAGAUAUGUCUUUCAUUUAUUACCGUCACAAUGGACAACACUCAGAGUCCGACACCUGAAGGCAUCACCAUAAAAGUCAGGUAUAAAAGAAACUAUUACGGUCAUAAACCAGAAAUUCAGCACUUGAGAAUGAGUGACAAGGAAAAGGCCAGCGUAGCAGAGAACCUAGAAAGGGGUGUGCCCAUGAAAACAAUUCUAAAGCGAAUAAGAACAUCUGUGGCAUCCAAGCUGAGGCCAGUGCACUUGGCAGAGUGCUCAACCCUGCAUAACAUCAAACAGCAGUUUAACAUUGCUGCUCCUGAACAUUGUCACACUAAUGACGCUAUCAGUGUAGACACAUGGGUGCUUGUGAUGAAAGAAAAAGGUUAAACACUUGUCCGCCUAUACAAGGCACAAGGUGCAGUGGACCCAAGUGGUACAUUUCCUUCAGCGGACUUUGCUCUUGUUCUGAUGACAGAGCCUCAGAAGGAGCUACUAGAAAAAUUGGGCUCUGCAGGGACUGUAUGUCUUGACUCCACACAUGGAACUACAGAGUACCAGUUUGAGCUGACCACUCUUCUGGUGCUAGAUAAAGUAGGAUCAGGUGUAGCUAUAGCUUAUUUCAUCUGCAACCGGAUGAACGAGCAAACUUUGACAGCAUUCUUCAAAUAUCUGGAGUCGGCCAUGGCCAAAAAAGUGGCCGCUAAGACAUUGAUAUCUGAUGAUGCGUCGCAAUUCUACAAAGCAUGGUCCAUGGUCAUGGGCGCCGCAAAACAGAAACUUCUCUGUGCCUGGCAUGUGGAUAACAAUUGGCGUAAGAAGAUACUCGAAUGAGUAGAGAAACAGCUAAGGCCACAUGUUUACCAUAGUGUGUGGCUACUCUUAGAGUUCCUCGCGGAAAAGGCAUUUGAAGAUUAUUUUAAGCAAUUCCUUUCUAGCGAGGAAGAAAAACUGAGGGACUUCCUGAAGUACUUCAAUGACCACUAUGCAGUUAGGCCGCAAGAGUGGGCCUAUUGCUUUAGGACUAGAGCAGCUGUCAACACUAACAUGCACCUCGAGAGCAAGCACAGGACGUUAAAGCAUACUAUGCUGGAGAGAAAACAGAAUAAGCAUGGUGACAAACUAAUUUCUGCCCUCAUGGACUUGACAAAUCAUUUUUUAAUGAAAAGGGCUAUCCAGAUGAUGAAAGGGGCAAAGGGUAAGAAGCUGAGCAGAAUUCAGAAGAACCACAGGUCUGGCAGUGAAAUGGCAGCUUGUGCCAAAUUAAAUGAAGACGGCAUAUGGACUGUGCCAUCUCAGUCUAUUAAAGGGCUCUCAUAUAAAGUGUCAAAAGUGGGAGAUGGUGCUUGCUGUCCUUUGAGGUGCAAGGAAUGCGCAGUGUGUGUGCAUACUUACAUGUGCACUUGCUAUGACCAUCUUAUACACUUUACAGUGUGCAAGCACAUUCACUGUGUGGUCAUCGCUAAUACAACUAGCAGCAACAAGGCCCAUGAGAGCUCACCCGAAGAAGCAUGUGAG
Molecule: messenger RNA, 2045 nt
Organism: Dermacentor andersoni
Lineage: Eukaryota; Metazoa; Arthropoda; Arachnida; Ixodida; Ixodidae
Source: RefSeq, a predicted model, not a curated record